GGGGACUCCACGAGGCUGAACAGUGGACCUUGCAGGGGAGAAUCCAGGCCUACUUUUUGAGACUGGGUCUUGGCAUCCGCUCUCCAGUCUGUGUCUCUUCGGGGUUGGGGUUGGCGAACGGACCCGCGAUUUUUUUGGACGGGCCUGCUGUUUGGACGACGACCGCCCGCCCGCGCCGAUUCCCGCGAUACCUUCGGGACCCAUCCUGACGAAGCGAACCGGUUGCAGCUCUCCCCCCAAACAUCCACCACCACCACAAUGUUUGGGGCUUUCAGAUUCACCAACCCCCUCUCCGGGGGUCUUCUUUGGAAGAUCCCAUGGCGCAUGUCCAAGUUCCAGAAGCUCAGGCAGCGCCGCAGACUGAGGGCCGUUGACAACGUCGUUGCCACCAUUGAGAACGCUCUUGCCAAGAAGGGUGAGACCGUCAAGGCGGUGGAACGCUGGAGGGCUGAGAUGCCCACCGAGGCCGAGAUGCUGCCCAAGGACAAGUACACCAUCUUCGACCGCAAGGAGAAGAGGUACCGCAAGGGCAUCCACAAGCUUCCCAAGUGGACCCGUGUGUCCCAGAGAGUCAACCCUCCCGGUUACUAAGACCUUCGACCCGGACGAUGGACGAUAUCGUGCAAGCAUGUAUAUCACUUGUAACAUUACACAGCGAAAUGGCAUGGGUGACAUUGGAGAUACCGGUAACAGGACCGUUUGCUUGGGGCAAAGAAGAGGAGGCCUCCUGUCUCGUCUCGCAAGGAGACUGACUGACUUGAGGUCCUGUCCAUCAUGGACACUCCUGCUCGCUCCAUGUUGAGAUACCACUGCAGAGAGCAGCGCAAACACGGCCAGGCGAGCAUCACAGAAGAAUGUGUGGAGCCAUACCGAAUGGAUG
Messenger RNA from Neurospora hispaniola, 880 nucleotides. Its product is annotated as mitochondrial 54S ribosomal protein YmL31. Gene Ontology annotation, cellular component: mitochondrial large ribosomal subunit. NCBI's taxonomy places the organism in Eukaryota, Fungi, Ascomycota, Sordariomycetes, Sordariales, Sordariaceae. The record is from RefSeq and is a predicted model, not a curated record. The transcript has 3 exons. The coding region runs from base 259 to 591 and encodes 110 amino acids. Gene Ontology annotation, molecular function: structural constituent of ribosome.